This is a messenger RNA of Nilaparvata lugens (brown planthopper), 2496 nucleotides long. Its product is annotated as scoloptoxin SSD14. Gene Ontology annotation, molecular function: glutathione gamma-glutamate hydrolase. The transcript is spliced from 11 exons. The record is from RefSeq and is a predicted model, not a curated record. Bases 473 to 2290 code for a protein of 605 amino acids. NCBI's taxonomy places the organism in Eukaryota, Metazoa, Arthropoda, Insecta, Hemiptera, Delphacidae. Gene Ontology annotation, biological process: glutathione catabolic process. Gene Ontology annotation, cellular component: plasma membrane.
ACACAAUGGUGGCUGAUUGCAAUGUGCAUACUGCUUACAUUGUUCAUAUUUGAUUGAAAACUACACAAUUGAUUAACAAUACUUCUAAAGUAUCAAAAGAUUUGGUGAUUCACUGUCUCAUUUUCUGGGAAGGUUAUAUAAUGUUUAAGCUGUGAGUUCAAAAAAUCAUUUAAUUUAUCUUUUUUAACCUGUACACACAUGUUACUCAAUUAUUAUUUCUAUGUUUUGUUGUAAACGAACAAGCUUUUUAUUAAUAUUAUAACGAACGAUUAUAAUAUUGUUACAUUUUCCAGUAAAUAUAUCAGAUUGAACUGAUUUUCAUUGUAAAUAUUGGGAAAUUGGCAGCUUCUCAUGAGAGGAUAAAACACUUGUGCUUCAAGUCUCUACCCAUAUAAUAAGAAUUUGUUCAAUAAAAUUAAUUAUAUUUCACUAUAAUUAUUGUUCUUAGUUUGUUCACUCGAGAUAAGAUUUAAUGAUUAUUAUAAUCAGUGAACUCAUAUUCUUCAUGCAAGAGAUGGGUAGAAUUCUUAAUGAGUUCUUUCUCCAUUCGAUAAUUCCAUUUCAAAAAAGGCAAGUAAAUUGUGCAUCAUACAUUCUAAUACUGAUUUUAAUAUCACUAACAAUAAUGGAGGCCAAAGGGGAAGAUUCCCAGGGUAAAAAACCGGACGUAACUGAAAGUCUACCACCUUCGUCAACAGUGAUGGGCACUUUCAAGCAAGCAGCGGUUGUCAGUAACGGCAAACCAUGCGCUGCGAUCGGCAAGAAUAUACUGCAAAUGGGAGGUAACGCAAUAGAAGCAGCUAUUGCCACUAUGCUAUGUGACGGAGUGGUAUGCUUCGAGAGUAUGGGAAUUGGUGGAGGCUUCCUAAUGACUAUUUACCGGGAAAGUGAGGGCAAAGCCUAUGUCCUCAAUGCAAGAGAAACAGCUCCUGCUAAAGCCACGGAGGAUAUGUACAAAGGCAACAAAACUGCUUCAGAAUUUGAAUUUAGAUAUUUUCAAGAAGCUUUCAAUAAAUUUGGCAGUGGUAAAGUGACUUGGGAACAGCUAUUCGAGCCGACAAUAAAGCUUUGCGAGGAAGGGUUUGCAGUAAGCCAGCACAUGGAGAUGAGUAUUAAGACGUCCAAAGAUCUGAUCUUGAAGAGUCCCGCACUCAAAGAAAUAUUGGUGAACGAUAAAGGAGAAUUUUUGAAACUGAAUGACACAGUCAAACUGCCCAAGUUAGCUGAAACUCUCCGAACUAUUUCGAAGUCACAGUCGAAAGCUGAAGAAUUCUAUAAUGGAUGCCUGACCAAGGGUUUCGUGGAUGACAUACAGGCGGAUGGUGGAAUAAUAACAAUGGAUGAUAUGAAAAACUAUCAAGUUUAUUGGCAAGAGCCGUCGCAAAACGAAAUCGGCAGCAAUUUGACAUUUUUUUCGACUCCACUGCCCGGCUCUGGGCUACUCCUGAAUUUCAUAAUGGAGGUGCUGGAUGAUGGAUUUUUGAACUCCAACUCUUUAGAUGAUCCAAAAGCCGUUCACAGAGUGGUGGAGGCUUUCAAACACGCAUUUGGAAUGCGCAGUAACUUAGGCGAUCCACGAUUCACUAACCAAACACAGGAGUCAAACAUAUUGUUAGAUGCCAAUUUCAUCAAGACUAUACGAGGGAAGAUCAGAGACAACUGGACAUCAACAAAUGUCUCCUAUUAUGGAGCUGAUUUCGACACAAAAAGUGACCACGGAACCGCUAACAUUGUCGUUCUGUCAGCUAAUGGAGAUGCAGUAUCUGUAACCAGCACUGUUAACUUACUAUUUGGAGGCAAGUUUGUCUCGAAAUCAACUGGAAUACUUUUGAACAAUGAGAUGGACGAUUUCUCGGCACCACACAUCACGAAUUUCUUUGGAGUUCCGCCCUCACCGGCAAAUUUCAUAAAACCGGGCAAGACGCCAUUAUCAUCCAUGUCACCUACGAUUGCCAUCGACAAAAAAUCGAAAAAAGUUGUGCUUGUCGUUGGAGCUGCUGGUGGAACCAGGAUUCUAACAUCGACAACUUGGGUAUCGAUUCUUACAAUAUAUCUUGGUAAAUCGAUUAAGCAAGCCAUUGAUAUGCCAAGGAUUCACCAUCAGCUGCUUCCCAUGGUUGUUUCCUACGAAUAUGGAACUCUCAAGUCGACAGUAGAAGCCCUACAGAAAAUCGGACACAACACGACAAGAGAGGACAGAAAUUCAGGAGUUACUGGGAUAUUGCGCACAUCGGGUAUAAUUGAAGCGAACGCUGAUAUCAUUAAAAACGGGGCUUGUGAUGGUUUCUGAAUCAACAACCAUUUUGCGGCACAAUUAUUCAGUAUUGCAGAGUCGAAUAGUUUGAUCUAUCAAUAAUCCAGAGCCUAUCUAUGUACACUAUUCUACUCUAUACAAGUGCAAUUAUCAGUAGCUGAAUUAAGCAAGCACAUAUUAUUGAUCAUCUGUUAAUGAAGAAUCUUUAUGCAAAAUUUCAAAUCAAUCAGUCCAAUAGUUCA